CUUAUUCCGGUGAGGUGCAGUAUCAAUCCGCAACCAAACACACGACCUUCACUAUCUCUUCUGACGGAAGGAAGAGGAGCUUUUCCUCGAUCCCUUGCUAUCUUCCCGUUUCCUCCUUGAGGAGGUAAUUCUCUUCUUCUAGCAGAAACGCUCUUUCUCUUUCUCUUUCUCUCACAAUGACUAACUUGAAAACUGAUUCCCCUCUCUCCCGUCGCAUCGUUCGCGCCUUCCUCGAUUUCCUCGACUCCGUUGAACCUGCUCCUGGGGUUGAUAUUGAAGGUCUGGAGGUUGCUAGGGAAUGUUUGACUGAAGUUUUUAAGCUUGAUUCAACUUCCAAUAAUGAUUGCAUAAAUCCUGGUUUGUUGGUCGACUUAUUUCGUUCAAUCGAGGCAAAUGAGGCUCAGAAGAUCAAAACAGAUUUGAGUCAUGGAGCUACUCCAGCGGAUACUUCUAGUACAUCCCAUGUCCAGCAGAAUGCUGUUGAUGCUAAUCACUCAGAGACAUCUGGGACUCAGGUUGAUGAUUGGACUCAACCAUCUCAUGCAAUGGGGGUAUCCAAAGAUGAACUCUUUGGGCAGUUCUUUGCUGCCCUUGAGAAAAGUCACUUUUUUAAGACAACGGCUGAUGGGAACGAUGAUCCUGUCCAACUGGAUAAAGCAACGCGUUUAUUUCAUGAUGCUCUAAAUGAGAUGGAAAAAGCUGGAUGCCAAUCAUUUAACCGGAAUAGCUUGGCAGAGACAUUCAAGUCACAAGGUAACAGGGCUAUACAGUCAAAGCUGUACUCUGAUGCAAUUGAAUUGUAUUCUUGUGCCAUUUCGCUUUGUGAAAAUAAUGCUGUAUACCACUGUAACAGGGCAGCUGCAUAUACUCAGAUCCACAAAUAUAAUGAAGCAAUCAGAGACUGUCUUGAAUCCAUUGAAAUUGACCCGAAUUACAGCAAGGCAUACAGUCGUCUUGGACUAGCAUAUUAUGCACAAGGGAACUACAGAGAUGCUAUUGACAAAGGAUUUAGGAAAGCAUUACAGCUAGAUCCUCAAAAUGAAUCUGUCAAAGAAAAUAUUCGGGUAGCUGAGCAAAAACUGAAAGAAGAGCAGCAAUGGACAGAAAGGGAUCAGAAUAUGAAUUCAUCCGGUCACGAUGAUCAAGGAUUUAAUAGCCAGAUACCUCCAUUUACAUCAAUGCCAUUCAACACCAAUGCCAUUCCUGUUGAUUUUGCAAAUAUGUUACGGAGCAUGGCUGCGCAAGUAUACCCGGGACAGCACCCUCAAGACAGACAAGGAGAAGAUAGGAAUGUUAAUGGAUCUGAUGAACCAGAAAUAAGAGUAGGUGGAAGUAUCAAUAUGAAUCUCGGAGAAAACAUUCCUGAACAGCUUAGUGGGGCUUUGAGAUCUAUGAUGGAAAUGUUCUCAGGGGCAGCACCAGCACCGGCACCAGCACCAGCAACCCAUGGAAAUCCUCAAGAUUCAAAUUCAACGAGUAAAAGAUCAACAAACUAAAUUCUUGCUACAGUAUUGUACCAUCAUCUUUCUUGUUUUGCAAAUAGCAACUGUUCUUGUUUUGCAAAUAGUCACUGUUCUUAACAUCAAGGGUAAAAUUUAUCAAACGUUUCAAGGAAGAGAAUGGUACAUAUAGUGGUUUCUUGUUGGAAUUUUUGGAAUCUAUAAGAAAGUGUGUUUUGUA
This is a messenger RNA of Hevea brasiliensis (rubber tree), 1680 nucleotides long. RefSeq lists its product as uncharacterized. NCBI's taxonomy places the organism in Eukaryota, Viridiplantae, Streptophyta, Magnoliopsida, Malpighiales, Euphorbiaceae. Gene Ontology annotation, cellular component: membrane; TRC complex. The transcript has 10 exons. The record is from RefSeq and is a predicted model, not a curated record. Gene Ontology annotation, molecular function: protein binding; molecular adaptor activity. Gene Ontology annotation, biological process: post-translational protein targeting to endoplasmic reticulum membrane. Bases 177 to 1496 code for a protein of 439 amino acids.